Messenger RNA from Oppiella nova, 408 nucleotides. The record is from the annotation of a GenBank genome assembly. NCBI's taxonomy places the organism in Eukaryota, Metazoa, Arthropoda, Arachnida, Sarcoptiformes, Oppiidae.
AAUGCAAUGAAUUUUGUCAACAAAAUAAAGGAUUUAAAGUUGAGUCACGUGUUGGUGUGGACUCUCAUUGUGACCAUAAUUGUGGUGAUCUUUGCAUCCCUUUGUCUCCACAUGUCUUCAACACGUCUCCUGUCCGUAGACUUCAAGAUCUUCGGCAGAGUUCAGGGUGUUUUCUUUCGUAAGUUCACUAAACAAGCGGCGGAUCAGUUGGGAGUGUUUGGGUAUUGUAUGAAUCAUAGGGACGGCACUGUCAUCGGCACCAUUCAGGGUGACGACCAAUCCAUCCCUCAAAUGCAAGAAUGGUUGCAAAAGACUGGCAGUCCUUACAGUCGUAUCGAAAGGUGUGAAUUCAGUAAUGAGAAGAUUAUCACAAAUUUAGAGUUCAAUAAGUUUGUUGUGAAGCACUGA